This is a messenger RNA of Psilocybe cubensis, 1422 nucleotides long. RefSeq lists its product as uncharacterized. NCBI's taxonomy places the organism in Eukaryota, Fungi, Basidiomycota, Agaricomycetes, Agaricales, Agrocybaceae. The coding region runs from base 1 to 1422 and encodes 473 amino acids. The transcript is spliced from 6 exons. The record is from RefSeq and is a predicted model, not a curated record.
AUGGCCUUCCCGCAGUUCCCGCCGCUGACGCUCGUUCUCGCCGCCACCGCCGCCUUGCACGGUGCGCUCCUCGUCACCGCGCAGACCACUCACACGGUGAAAGUCGGCCUCCAGGGAAGCUUCUUCGAUCCCGCAACCAUAUCCGCUGGGUUAAAUGACACAAUCACAUUCAUUUUCGCGGGAUUCUUUCAUACUGUUACACAAUCGAGCUUUGCCAACCCUUGCUCGCCCCUUCCGGGGGGCUUCAGCAGUGGUCCUGCUGGGACGCAGAAUAACGACACGCAGCAUCCUAUGACAUGGGAUCUGCACAUCACAAAUGUCAGCGAACCCAUCUGGUUCUUCUGCGAGAUGACACAGCCAACAUCUCAUUGCGCGGUUUCCGGCAUGGUUGGACGGUAUAUCAGCGUUAUCAACCCCCCGAGCAUUGCUGCGUACACAAGUUUCAGAGCAGCAGCACAGCAGGUGACAGGAACGCCCCAACCUAACUUCCAAAUAGCGCUGACAGGCAUAGGCGCCUUUGCCACCCAAACACCCGCAAUCCCAUCCACGCCCGUCUCCAUCCCUCCCUCCACCCCAACCCCCUCCGACUCCUCCACCUCCUCCUCAACAACAAGCUCCUCCACCACCUCUCCCUCCGACACAUCCACCGCCGCCGCCGCCCACUCCUCCUCCUCCUCACACCUCGGCGCAAUCGUCGGAGGCGCCGUAGGCGGCGCCGCCGUCCUCAUCCUCGGCCUCAUCCUCAUCCUCUGGCUCCUGCGCGUCCAAAAAUCGCGACGCACAGGCCCACCCGGCGCACCGGACUCGCCCACCUCGGACGACGCCAACUUCUUCCGGUACAACCCCGCGCCAGUACGCCGCAGGCCCAGCGAGGCGUUCGCCGAGGCGAAGCAGCUCGAAGCCGCGCGCAGCCUCAGCGCCACGCGCCAGGCAACACCCACGCCCGCCCCCGCGUCCGCCCCGUCGAUGUCGAUGUCGAUGUCGAUGUCGCCUAAUAGACGCGGCGAGGUCGUGCAGCAGCCGCAGUUCCCCCCGGGUGUGCCGAGGACGUUGAUGGUCGAACCGCACAUGCUGGACAGGCAGACGUCGUUCGGGUCCACUGCGAUGUCCUUCACUGGUAACUCCAGCGCUGGGGCAGCGUCCGUGGAUCAUCACCAGCAGAUGCAGCAAACUGCGAACCUGAACAUCCAUGCGCUUGCGAGCGAGGUCGCUGGGAUCCUGCGGCAGCCCGCGAACACAGCACCAGUAGCUGCGCACCCGACUCAAGAGGGCACCCCGCGGAGCAUCCGCAAGCUCGCGUCGGACAGCAGCAGAUUCGGCGCGGAGAGUAUCCAUCGCACCGAGAGCCCGCUCAGCCCGCCUGCGUAUCGCACCACCGUCGUAUCCCAACAGACGCUCCCUGACACACGUCCACAUACCUGA